AUGGCGGGAAAGACGUUGACCAUUGUCCUCUCCACCACGAUCCCGGGGGUGUUCAUCAUCGCUCUUGCUAGCGCCAUCUGCUUCUAUGUUCGCAGGCGAAGAUCAGGCAUCUUCAACCGUGGCAUCACCCCCAUCGCAGACGAGGAGAUCGAGUCUUGGCGUGUCGAGAAGAACGACGAGAAGGAAUCCGAUGUCGAGCACGGCACGAGGCCUUUGACCCACCAACACACCAACAGCGGGAGUCAAGGGCACCAUCACCACAACAGCUCUGUGAGCUCUGCCCAUAAGCCGCCGAGCCUCAUCGUCUACCAGAAUGUCCCACCUUCAUAUCAGACCAGGAUGUCUGGUGAGCAUUCGCCGAAGUCGCUUGGCCAUAAGAGAAGCGUCGAUCUCCCUCAGACACCUGUGUUAGCACGGGCCCCCAACUCCCGACCGGGGCUCACGGAUGACACUGUCCAGGGUGACGAUGCCUAUAUCCCUCAGGUGAAGCGCCAGACGUCGCGGCUCGGCAAGCUUCACAACAGCAACGGUGCUACAGUGGUCCGGCCGCAGCAUAACCGACACCGCAGCGCCCACACUGGUCUCGGGCGAGAACGCUGGCAUGGCCAACAGGAGCAAGCAGACGACUACCCACUGCGAACACGCCAGUCGGCCGACAACAUUCCCCGGCGGAACCAGAGAGGCCACGAGAGGAUGUACUCUGCCGGUUUCACCCAGCCUCGGAUGUCAUUGGAGGAGACGUCCCUCGUUGGGCUACCUCCGCAACCCGUCGUCCAUAGAUCUGAGAUCGGCCGUGCCAUAGGUUGA
Molecule: messenger RNA, 807 nt
Organism: Clonostachys rhizophaga
Lineage: Eukaryota; Fungi; Ascomycota; Sordariomycetes; Hypocreales; Bionectriaceae
Source: the annotation of a GenBank genome assembly